Octopus sinensis (East Asian common octopus) is the source of this 11835-nucleotide messenger RNA. Its product is annotated as zinc finger homeobox protein 4. Gene Ontology annotation, biological process: regulation of transcription by RNA polymerase II. The transcript has 7 exons. Gene Ontology annotation, cellular component: nucleus. Gene Ontology annotation, molecular function: zinc ion binding; RNA polymerase II cis-regulatory region sequence-specific DNA binding; DNA-binding transcription factor activity, RNA polymerase II-specific. Lineage: Eukaryota; Metazoa; Mollusca; Cephalopoda; Octopoda; Octopodidae. The record is from RefSeq and is a predicted model, not a curated record. Bases 55 to 11769 code for a protein of 3904 amino acids.
UUGGAAAAAUGCAUGGCUCAUAGCAAUGGGACCAGUGAGUUACGAGGCUGAAGGAUGGACAUUCCAGGCCUGAGCUCCGAAAGUCUGGAGGAUCGUCAUCCCCAGCCAACCAUGACCCUUCCUAUGACAACAUUGUGUAGCUCCAACAACGAUGACACUCUUCCAGCCCCGGCACAGCAACAGCAACAGCCUCAACAACAACAGCAAACACAGCAUUGUUUCAGCAGCUCGGCAAAGAUGGCUGAUUCAAUCGACCCAUUUGGUUUGAAUAUCAGCAAGUCAGAACAUUCAUUCAGUCCAGUGUUGUCUGGCUCCACGACAAAUGGUGUGUCCAGUCUGAGCACACUAUCCGUGAAUGCUUCCAAGGAUGUUCGGGAUGCACAAUUUGUUCCAAUUAAUCAUGCGUCUUCCAUUAACGACGCCGAAGAAUCAAGCAUCGAAAGGUCGUCAGACCAUGACGACGAGCCUGUGGAGUGUGGAGAAUGCAACAAAGAGUUCUUGACUUUGCAGGAAUACAUGGAGCACCCGUGUGCCCGGUCUGAAUCAGGUAGUCGGGUUGGUCGUGAGGAGAAUCAAGGUUCAAUUAGCGAUAAUGAAUUGAGUGAUGGGGAGAGUUUUGAUGGCAGGAUUGUGUAUAAUCCUGAUGGCUCUGCCUACAUAAUUGAGGGCGCUGAUUCGGACCAGAGUGAUAUAGACUCCAUUGUGGAUGUACCACAGCAAGAGGGUAGUAUAAUUGUGAAAAAGGGCAAAGUUGAGGACAGCAAGGCUUCCGUUUAUCCGCAGAUAGCAAAUGCUUUCUUUGUUCCUAGGAACACAGCUUCUUUUUUCAAUAAUUUCUACAUGGUGUCUGCUCAGAAAUACAUGCCCGAUGCGCCGAUCAUGCAUAGCUAUCGUGUUUAUGAUGUUCGCUCAGCCAAGAAAGAUUUGCUGAACGAGGGUAAGAGUGGAGACGACUGUUCAGAAAGUAAUGAGAAAUCUGCCAUCCGAUGUGAGGAUAGCAUAUCUACCUCAAAUGCUGGGGCAGCUACUGUCCCUACAAAACCAAUUCUCAUGUGCUUUAUAUGUAAACUUUCAUUUGGUUAUACAAAGUCUUUCAUUGCCCACGCCAUCGGAGAGCAUUCAAUGGAUCUGAAUGAGGAAGAAAAAGCAAUAAUGUCUCGGAAAAAUGCGUCGGCGAUUAUUCAAGGAGUAGGUAAACACAAAAAGCCCCUUAUGUCAUUCCUUGAACCCAAUCCAACUCCUGUCCCAGAAACUACAGUGUUAUCCAACCCUAGGCAUUUAACAAAUUCUCAUCCAACGUCAACUGUUUGUAGUACAUCGGUUGAUAAGGAUAGUUCUACAUCUGUCAUUUAUAGCCACGGACGUCCAAAUACGUCUGAAAAACUCACAUCAUCUAGACAUUUUCACCCACAGAACUGUUCUAUACCUUCACAAGACUUAACUUCUCAUAUAACACAUGGCCUGUCAGCGAACAGCGAGGCCGCAAUCACUAGCGCAGCAGCCACGACUUUGUCAUCGACGCAGCUUCAACUGGCCACGUCAGUUGGUUGCCAGUUGACACCAGCUGCUGUGGAAACGACUACAACUGCUGCAGUCACCCCCGAAAUCUCUAACCCCCAUAAUGAGGCCUCUAUAGGAGACUCAAAAGUCCCUUCAUCAUCAUCACCAUCAUCAUCAUCACACUUAGAGUUGGAGAGAGCGACUGUCAGUGAUUCGGUCCCUCUCCCUUACUCUGAGAGCAAUCACAUUGAAAGAACAAACUCUCACACUUUCCUUACCUCCCCCAUUCAAGGAAUUCCUGGAUUCUUGGGGUCCUGCGAUGAGCAUCCGCAAGGUCGGGCUCAUGGGGUUGAAUGCCCUAAAUGUGAUAUGAUCCUCAGCUCCUCUCAGUCGCUAGGUGGUCACAUGACCAUGAUGCAUUCGCGUAACUCUUGCAAAACUUUAAAAUGUCCCAAGUGUAACUGGCACUACAAAUAUCAGGAAACUCUGGAGAUUCACAUGAAAGAGAAACACCCCGAGAAUGAUGCACAGUGUAUUUACUGUGUGACCAAUCAGCCACAUCCCCGGUUAGCGCGUGGCGAGACGUAUGCCUGUGGCUAUAAGCCUUAUCGUUGCGAAGUCUGCAACUAUUCCACAACCACCAAGGGUAACCUCAGCAUUCACAUGCAGUCGGACAAGCAUCUGAACAAUGUGCAGGAACUUGCUAAUGGCGGUGAUAUUAAGCUGCAGACUCAGAGUUUCAAUCAAGAAAAUGCACAACUGAAAAAAAACAAGCCAAAGCCAACUUGGAGGUGUGACGUAUGCAAUUAUGAAACGAAUGUGGCAAGGAACUUAAGGAUACACAUGACCAGUGAAAAACAUACACAUAAUAUGUUGGCUCUUCAACAAAAUAUGAAACAAAUGCAAGGGGACAUGUCACUUCACAUGAACCCUGUCCUGCUACUGGGUCAACAAGACCCGGCUUUACUCAACCUUCAAUCCUCCCUUUCGGCUUCUAAUUCUCAGUUUUCAUUUGAUCAACCCUUGAUUCAGCAAGGUGCAACUCGGAACUUUGAAAUCCCGGUUGACCUGAGUAAGGAGAAUGAUCUGUCGUGCUUUUCUUAUGAAAAUGAUGAGAAACUCGCUGAAGGUGCUAUGAUGCUUCAUUGCUGUGUGUGCAACAUAUUCACAUCGGACACAAUAGACAUGUUGUCGCAUCACCUGAACAUAGACCGUACAAAACAGCAUGAGACGGACGAUAUUAUUAUAUCUGCAGGUAUGUAUAUGUGUAACCUGUGUACGUAUAAAACGAACCUGAAAACCAACUUUUACCUCCACCUCAAAACUGACAAGCACCUUCAGCGUCUGCAGCUUGUGAACCACAUCAAAGAGGGUGGUGCCAACAAUGAAUGGCGCCUUAAGUACCUAACCGUCAACAAUCCCGUUCUCGUGCGCUGCAAUGCCUGUGAAUUCUGCACGAACAGCAUACACAAGCUUCAGAUGCAUGCAAACACGGAAGCCCAUGAAACGUGCGCGCAACUCUUUCAUCACUUGGCAUCCAUAGAGAUGAAGAUACCAGUCGGUCGACGUGAGUUUGUAUGCACUCUGUGCAAUUUUAGUGCUAGAUCCAAGUGUCAAAUGUUUCACCAUGCGAAAUGCAUGAAACAUGCACAAAAUGAUAGCCUAAGACAAUUACAACUUCAGGAGCAAGGGAAAUGCCAACCAAUGGAUCUAUCAGAGAUUUUCAUUGUCAGGGAAUACAUGGACGACAACGUACCCAAGAUGUCAGACUCGGAUGGUGAACCUGAGUUAGAUGAAGAAAACGCUCCUCAACAGGCCGACACCACUCAGGAGUCAGAGGUUGCAAACCACACUGCUUCGCUGGCUCCCUCAAACUCUUCGCUACUGAACACUAGUUGUCUCCUCUCUACUGGUUCAGCUCCCACAGGUAAUGGUGCGAACCAAGACCAAGUCCUUAUGUGUCCCUAUUGCAAUUAUACCAGUAUAAGUGAAAUGAGAAUCCAGGCUCAUGUUCUAGCACAGCAUACCACACCUAAGUCCCCGACCACAACACCGUCAUCGACCCCGGCGUUGCCAAAUACCAACAUCUGCUGCCCACUUUGCCAGGAUGACUUUCGCGAGAAAAGACCACUGGAAAAUCACCUCAUCCAGGUGCACAAUGUGUCGCCCGAGGGCAUGCACCGCCUGCUGGCUAUGGUGGAUCAAGAGUGGUUAGCGAAUGCUGGAGGUAACUGCAAUACAAGUAACAACAGCAACAGUAAUAAUAACAGUAGUAGUAGUAGUAAUACUAACGCUAACAACAGUGGCAGUGUGAGCAACAACAACAACAACAGCAGCAGUGGCAGCAGCGGUGGCUCUACCAUUGCUGCCUCCAGCACCAACACCUCUACGACAACCACCACUACCACCACCAUCACCACGUCCACCACAUCUACUACUAGCAGCAAUAGUAACAGCAACUGCAAUAGCGGCAGCAUCAACAGCAGCAAUUCAUCUUUGAACACUAACAACGGCAGCAGCAUCAACAGCAAUAACUGCAGCAGUACAAACACUACAACAACCAACAGUAACAAUAGCAACACCACUGCCAACAACAAUAAUAACAACUGUAGUAACAACAACAACAUUUCCAUUGCAACAACUACCAACACAACAGUGACAACGAUAGCAGGCAGUGGCCUGUUGCCUACAAUUAACAAAGGCUUGUCUUUCCCUUCAGCCAUGUUGCCAUUUGAAGAUGCCAAAGAUGGUAACUUGGAUCCACUGGAAUUAGAAGAUGCUUAUUUGGGUGAAGAUGCAAUUGAUACUGCAAGCUUGAGUGAAAAGGAACUGGAUGACCAAUUUAGAUGCCAGACUUGUACACAGACAUUCACAAAUAUAGAUUCGCUUUACACUCAUCAAAAUGAUCUUGGGCACCUGGAGCUGAAGCAAACGCCACGUGGUCCCGGCUACCUGUGCUGGAAAAAAGGUUGUAAUCAGUAUUUCAAAACUGGCCACUCAUUGCAAGUUCAUUUCCGUGAAAUCCAUGCCAAACGGCAGAAAAUCUCGAUAUCUGAACGACACGUCUACAAAUAUAGGUGCAACCAGUGUAGCCUCGCUUUUAAAACUAUAGAUAAACUACAGCAACACUCCCACUACCAUUUGAUUCGAGAAUCAACUCGAUGCAGCAUCUGUGGUCGGAGUUUCCGCUCAACAUUGGCCCUGAAAAAACACAUUGAGCUGGCACAUUCUGAUGGAACCGAGAACUCUACAUCAAUACCCGGGGUGCCUGUUAAUGAUGCUGAUCUGCUCAAUAGCCAGGCUGGAGGCUGGGGUAUCUGCUCAAAACUGGAUGUUUCCCCUGGACCUGGUUUGAUGGCACCCAGUGACAUGCCAAGUCUCCAUGCAAAUUCCAUGACCCUGCCGAUGAGCUGCAAAAGCCCAUCGUCUAUAGACUCUAAACCUUCUAUUUCAACUCUAGAUCCCAUGGGGUCUCUGCUGAGCAGCACAUUGAUAAAGACGGAACCAUUGGAUAAGAGUGAGACUGACAGAUCCCUCGCUGCUUUCGAAAGUAGCGCUGAUCUCAACAGCGGCAUCAUGAACGGUGAAAGUAAAGCUGAGCUGACUGAUAACUUAAUGCUGGAUGAAUCCAUUCCAGGUGAAGGCGAUGAGGGUAGUUUGGAUAGCGUUUCUAGUUCGUAUAAAGAGCAACAGUUCAUGGAGGACUACAUCAACAGCCAGGCCAUUGCUGAAGGCAGUUAUGAAGAUCCACUGCGUAAGUUCAAAUGCCAUAGGUGUAAGGUGGCCUUCACAAAGCAGAGUUACUUGACCGCCCACAACAAAACUUUACAACACCGGAAAGGGGACAAGUUGAGUUACCCAAUGGAAAAGUAUUUGGAUCCUAAUCGUCCUUAUAAAUGUGAUGUAUGCAAAGAGUCCUUCACUCAAAAGAACAUUCUACUUGUACAUUAUAAUUCUGUCUCUCAUCUGCACAAGCUGAAGCAGACUCAGCAGCUUGGUGGUUUAUCGGCGCCAAUUAUGCCAACUUCCUGUACACUGACCUCCUCCACCCCUUCCUCGACUCCUACGCCUACCUCUUGCUCUUCCUCCCCAUCUCCUUCCCUUUUAGCCACAAUUGCUGUGCCCACUUCAACCUGUCCAUCAACCUGUCCAUCUAUGAGUGCAGCUGACUUGGAGAAGAAACCAUAUCGGUGCAACCUGUGCAAAGUUGCAUACAACCAAGGUUCAACUUUAGACAUACAUAUCCGUUCUGUUUUGCACCAAGCAAGGGCCUCAAAGCUACCUGAAUUCGCGAUGUCCGGGCAGAUCGACCUGUCACUCCCUCUUAUUGAGCAGCCAGAAGUGCCAAAAUCUCAGAAUCACUCUCAGCAGCAACACCAUCAUCUACAGCAGCCGCAACCGUUACCACAGCAACAUCCACAACCGCAUCUGUCUUUAUUAUCCCAGCCCGAUCAACAGAACCUUCAUUCUGGCCAUUCGCAGCUUCCGCUUCAAUUUUCAACUCAUUCAUCUCAUUCAAAGCAGCCAUCGCUGCCAGACAUUUUACAGAAACAGCAGUCAUUGGUGACUGCCAACAGCUCUCUAUCCCAAGCACCACCUCUCUUGUUCUCUAGCAUGCCCAGCUCAUUGACAGGAAUUCCAAAUAUGCUGCCCAUUUCAUCUCUGUCUUCAAUCUCUUCAUCGACUCCUCAACCUGAAUUUUCCAUUGCCUCUUCCACGUGUGAUGCAUUCACUACAUCAGCUCUGUCUUCUAGUGGACACCCUGUACCUCUUUUUAGCACCCCAGAUUUCGGCAUGAACGGCUCACAUGAUGAGAUGUCUUUGAAACUUGCCGAAGGUGGCAGUGGCUCUGAUCUCCAUGCCAUGUCUCCAAUGAUGAACAUAGGCAUCCACGCUUGCCAAAACUGCAAUUCUGUGUUCAGCAAUCAAGAGACACUGAUACAACACCAGCAGAGUUAUGGCUGCCUGCAGUCUGGAACAGUCAGUCCACUUUCUCAGUCUGCGCAGAAUCUAUUCAAAUCACGCAAUUAUAUUACACGUUUCAAGCAGCACGUGCAUCGAAACCUGUUGGAAAACAUAGGCUUUGAGUGUGUGAUGCAGUUUAAUGAGUUCAACCAGCCAUCGAAUGUGAAGAAAGAGUGUUGCUCUAGCAGUGACACCAGUGACAAAAAGGCUGAGGACAAGCAGCAGCAGCAAAAGCAGCAGCCAUCCUCACUGCACUCGCCAAAGGAAAGCAUCAAGCAGCUUCCAGAGAAGCAAGUUCCAGAGACACUGAAGACUGAUCUUCCAGAGAUCAACAAGAGUGUAUGCACACGGUGCAACAAGGAGUUCUCGAGUGUGUGGGUGUUGAAAGCUCACCAAGAGGAAAUCCAUAAGCUGACCGUUCCAAUUGAGUUCAUUGAAGAGUUUGGUUCCAAGUUCAAGAGUAGCUAUGAAAAAAGACAGCCCAAAGAACCAGAGCCCCUAAUGACGCCAGCACCUCCACCCCCACCCUUACACAUUACACCUGUGUCGCACAGUGCACCAACGACACAGCCAGCACCUGUUGCAGCCGUCCCUGCAUCGCAACCAUCCUCAUCUUCAUCGUCAUCGUCGUCGUCUUCUUCAUCCCAGGUGGUGAACGAGAGGGUUCUGCCUCAUGGUCAGGACAUGGCUAUGGGCCAGAAUCCGCUUGACUUUUCACAAAUGGUACCGAUGUUCAACAUGAUGCACAUGCCAAUGCCGAUGAACAUGAACCUGGCUAUGGGAAUGCACCCUCCACUGAUGCCACUGAUGAUGCCACCUUCGUUAGAGAGCAGCUUUAUGCCUCCAAUCACCAUGAUUGACCCUAAUUUUCUGGCAGCACAACAGCAAGCGCAGCAUGCGCAAAACCAGAAGCGAGCACGGACACGCAUCAACGAUGAGCAGUUGAAGAUACUGCGUGCCAACUUUGAUAUCAACAACUCCCCCAGCGAAGAACAGAUUGUUCAAAUGUCCGAACAGUCUGGCCUGCCCCAAAAAGUUAUUAAGCACUGGUUCAGAAAUACCCUUUUUAAAGAGCGACAACGGAAUAAGGAUUCACCAUACAACUUCAGCAACCCGCCACAGACCACAAUAAACUUAGAAGAGUAUGAGAAAACUGGUCGGAUACCAUCACCUUCGGAACAUGAUCUUGACGCAGAUUUCAAGGAAGACAUGAAGAAUCGUUAUGACGACCAACUGGACGAGUGUGAUUUGCCUUCCCAGAUGGACCAUUCUUGCAGUGAACCAGAAUACACAUCUUCAGUGACGUCAGUUCCAAUCACUUUCCCAGCAGCAAUGGCUCUUCCAUCGCCCAUGGUCAACCAUCUCCCUCAACCAGUACCAAACCACAUUGCUUCAACUCCAGUUGGGCCUCGUCAUAUUCCUCUUGACUUCCAAGAUAAACCUGACUUCUUUAGUAGCACCAACAGCAUAAGCUGCAAUAACAACAGCAACAACAGCAGCAGCAUCAGCAACAGCAUCAGCAACAGCAUCAGCAACAGCAUCAGCAACAGCAUCAGCAAUAGCAUUAGCAACAACCACCUCAGUAACAACAACAGCCACCAUAGCAACAACAACAGCAUCAACAGCCAUAUCAACAGCAGUAACAACAACAAUAUUAUCCUCAACAGCAGCGGUAGCAGUAAUAAUGGCAACAACAGCAGUAACAGUGGAAGCAAUAAUUCCCAGAGUGGGUCUGGCAAACGGGCGAACCGCACACGCUUCACUGACUACCAGAUUAAGGUACUCCAAGAGUACUUUGAGCAAAAUGCUUAUCCAAAGGACGAUGACCUUGAUCACCUGUCGAAACUGCUUAACCUUAGCCCUAGAGUAAUUGUGGUGUGGUUUCAGAAUGCUCGUCAGAAAGCUAGGAAGAUUUACGAAAACCAAUCCCCUGUUGAUAUCAGAGAUGAUGGCUCGGGCACCUUUAACCGAUCUGGUCCAAAUUAUCAAUAUCAGUGCAAAAAGUGCCAUUCGAUCUUCCCACGCUAUUAUGAUCUAAUGAAGCACCAAAAACGGCAAAACUGUCAUGAAGGUGAGAAAAGUGGCUCCUUAAAUGCCACUCAUGAUGAGGAUAGCAAUUCUACUGUGACCUCCCAGGAGGACACCAGCCACUCAGAGUCAAGUGAAACACAUACAGCAGACUUGUCGAAGCCCAUUUCAACUAUUGCAAACAGCAAUUGUGGCCCUGUCAAAGAAGUAACCUCCACUUCAACUGUGAUGGCCAUCAUAAGUGCCAAUCAGGCCACGCAGUCGACUGCUGCUGCCCCUCCAACUGUGACCACUGCAGUUUCUUCCACUUUGUCCUCUUCUUCCUCCUCCACAUCUUCUUCGCCUUCCUCCACCUCCCCAUCAAUUAAUACCAUUCCUUCUUCCUCAACGUCCUUACUGAGCCUGCCGGCCCCUGCCGUUUCUGUUCCCUGCCCCAGCACUGGUACUAGUGGUGCUGCUGGUGGUAGUGGUGGUGGUGUGUUGUCCUCCACCUCUUUAGCCAGCAAUAACAACAGCAGUAGCAGCAGUAGUAGCAGUAGCAAUAGCAGCAGCAGCAGCAGCAUUGGCACUAAGAACGAACUGCACAGGUGCGACAAAUGUAAUCUAUUCUUCCCCAAAAUCGAACAAUGGCAGGAGCAUUUAAAUGUCCAUUCUCUGAACCCGAACCUCUUUCCGAACUUCCCCAAUGACAGUACGUUUAGUGUACUGCCAACUGUGUCUCCCUCACCCCAACCCCAAAUGCAGCAACAAGCGACCACGCAUCAACUCAGUUUGCUGCACGACAAAUCUCUAACGCCGAUAAAGCGUAAAGCUGAAGAGGAAGAAGAGGAAAGAGACCAGCCGAGAGACAAACGAUUGCGAACGACUAUUUUACCUGAACAAUUAGAUUACCUGUAUCAGAAAUAUCAGAUUGACUGCAACCCUAGUCGUAAGCAGCUGGAGACCAUUGCUUCGGAGGUGGGGUUAAAGAAACGAGUUGUACAGGUGUGGUUUCAAAAUACUAGAGCACGGGAGCGCAAAGGGCAAUACAGGGCGCAUCAGCAGCUCAUACAUAAACGUUGCCCAUUCUGUCGUGCUUUAUUCCGAGCAAAAUCUGCUCUGGAAUCGCAUUUAGCAACAAAACAUCCUGAGGAAAUGGCGAAGGGCGAGAUAAAUAUUGACAACAUUCCUGAUGCAACUGUCGAUUCAACACCUCCACCCCCUCCACCUCCACCUGUUUCCCAGGCAGCUUCAUCUUCUACCCACUCUACAGGUAACCAAGAUCUCAGUAAAUUGUUAUCUCCUUCGAGUAUGCAGCACUUCCUGCCUUUCAUGCCGCAAGGCAAUCUAGGAAUGGGUUUUUCUGGGCUCUCUGAUCCUCUACAGACAUCAAUGAGACAAUUCUGUGAAGCUUCGUUCAAGAAGUUCAUCAGUGAACUCAGUGCUGCUAGUCACGUUCAGCGUCCGUCACAAGCUGCCGUCGAGUCUCCACAGAGCAAGCAGGCAGCCUCCGAACCCGAGAAAAAGCAGCCGGCUCGAGUUGUCGAGAGUAAGAGCUCUGAGGACAAUGAUGCUCCCCUUGAUCUUAGCAAACCCAUCCGCGUGAACACCGAUUGUGAAAAGACUUCAUCAGAUGGUCCAUCUACUGAUAUGAGUGAGAGAAGCAUGGAUGGAUACCUUCGCAGACAUAGUCUAGACGAUUCUGUAUCAGAAACACAUUCCGAGAGCCAUGAAGUUGAAGGGUGCGAGGAUUCUAGCGGUUUGAUGGAGCACAGCCCGUCAUCACCGGCUAAUGCUACGUCAUCUUCCUCCUCCUCGUCCCAUCAGCAUGGCAAACGUUAUCGUACUCAGAUGAGCAGUAUGCAGGUCAGAGUGAUGAAAACAUUAUUUGCCGAUUACAAAACGCCAACUAUGGCGGAGUGCGAAAUGCUCGGCAGAGAAAUUGCAUUACCCAAACGUGUUGUUCAAGUCUGGUUUCAGAACGCCCGAGCGAAAGAGAAGAAAAACAAACUGGCAUACACCAAGACUUUUGGAACGGAUGUGGAUUUCUCGAAGCCACCCGAAGAAUGUACUUUGUGCAACUUUAAAUACUCGCACAAGUAUACAGUGCAAGAUCACAUUUUCACAAAGAAGCACAUCGACAAUGUGCGUCAGUUUAUCCAGUCCCAGUCAAACGCAGAAAGGGAGUUGGCGGACCCUUCAGGAAUGACCAAAAUGUUGCAACAGCAGCGUGAGAUUGAGCGUAUGCGUAAAGUCUGGGACGAAGCAUCUGUUGCCAGCUCUCCACACCUGGCUCAGUUACAAGCAAUGAGACUCAAUGCACUCGGAUUGCAAAGUACUUCCAGUGCAUUUAACACGCCAUUUAAUGCAAGCUCUUUUUUCCCUGACGUCAAGAAAGAAACAGUGAAAUCAGACGGGGAGAAAAAAGAAAAGGAAGAAACACAAAGCCGUCGAGAGGCUACAAACUUCCUGUCACCUCAGCUGAUGUCUCCUUUUACCGGACUAGGUUUUGAACCAGGUUUAAUUCCAAGUAUAUACACAGGAUUUCCAAACUUUUUCUCUGGAGGAGUAAAUCUUCCACUUUUCCAAUUUGGUUUAAUGCCGGGGAUGGAACAGCUACUCGCCUACGACCCUGUGACAUUUGGAACUCCUCUAUCUUUAUUACAAAUACCAGAACAAGCUCGACGCCAUGUCAGUGCCAAACUUAUAGAACCCAGUUCUUCUGUAGCCCAGUAUACCCAAGAUUGCAAGACUAUUGCAGAUCUCAAAUCUGCUUUGUCUGAGAACGAUUUUAAAUGUGCUCAAGAGAGCACAGUAGAUGUUGGUUAUAUAUGCAAGAAGUGCCACAUAGUGUAUCCUGGCAAAGAUGGUUGUGACAAUCAUCAACAUUUGAUAUGUUUUCCAGCAGGGAAAGUAUCUGAUGGCAUUAAGCCAAUUUUAAAACUCGAACAACUUCAGUAUGAGUGUCUAGCAUGCCAAGAUAAAUUCUCCACAUCGCAAGAAUUUAUACUACACUGUAAUCAAGAUGUUCACAAAAGCAAAGCUUUACGCCAUUUCUCCAAGAGUGAGUGGAGAUUAGCACCAUCCCUUACACCAGCCCCUUCAGAAAACAAUAGUAGUAGUAGUACAAAAGAGUCCAAAUUGCCUAGCACUUCCCAAUUGAGCUCACUGACUAAAUGUCAGGGUCGAGGGAGCGAGAAAACUCCUUCGACGCCUUCAGACUCUGCUGCCUCCACAAUCAGUUUGGCUGACCAAGCAAACCGACCAAGUGAGCCCAAAAAAGCCAAACUGGAAUGAAUGAUAUAAAUAAAAUAAAAUUAAAAAAAAUAAAUUGAAUAAAAAAUAAACAAAUAAAAAAAGUGU